Messenger RNA from Asterias rubens (European starfish), 964 nucleotides. Its product is annotated as 60S ribosomal protein L15-like. Gene Ontology annotation, biological process: cytoplasmic translation. NCBI's taxonomy places the organism in Eukaryota, Metazoa, Echinodermata, Asteroidea, Forcipulatida, Asteriidae. Gene Ontology annotation, cellular component: ribosome; cytosolic large ribosomal subunit. The transcript is spliced from 5 exons. The coding region runs from base 107 to 721 and encodes 204 amino acids. The record is from RefSeq and is a predicted model, not a curated record. Gene Ontology annotation, molecular function: structural constituent of ribosome; RNA binding.
CAGACUAAUUGUAGUAGAUGAUUGAAAAUCUCGAUAGAGGGCGUUCUUUUCUCAGUGUGUUCUGUUUCUUGUAUGCAUUUUAGGGGACAAGCCCCUUUAAGUCAAGAUGGGGGCAUACAAGUACAUGCAAGAGUUGUAUAGGAAGAAGCAGUGCGAUGUGAUGCGCUUUCUCUCCCGUGUACGCACAUGGAACCUGCGCCAGUUGUCAUCGGUUCACCGUGCAUCCCGACCAACACGUCCCGACAAGGCCAGACGUAUGGGUUACCGGGCAAAGCAAGGAUACGUCAUCUACCGUGUGCGCGUGCGCCGUGGUGGACGUAAGAGGCCCGUACCCAAAGGUGCCACCUACGGUAAGCCAACCAACCAGGGUGUGAACCAGCUGAAGUUCCAGCGUAGUCUUCAGUCAGUUGCUGAGGAGCGUGCUGGACGUCGUUGCGGCGCCCUCCGUGUCCUGAACAGCUACUGGCUCUGCGAGGACUCCACCUACAAAUACUUUGAGAUCAUCAUGGUGGAUCCCUUCCACAAGGUCAUCAGACGUAACCCAGACGCCCAAUGGAUAAGCAACCCAGUUCACAAGCAUCGUGAACUCCGUGGGCUCACAUCAGCCGGCAAGAAGAGCAGAGGUAUUGGCAAGGGACAUCUGUACAAACAGACCAUCGGUGGUUCACGCCGUGCUUGCUGGAAGAGACGAAACACCCUCUCCCUCAAACGAUACCGUUAAACAAAAUCAUCAUCAUCUUCAAACUAGCAUACCAAUUACAGCUAUACAAAACAUACUUCACAAUCCAAGUACUUUCUGGAGACAGCUUUUAAGGUGGGACGUUGCGUGGGUUUUAUCUUGUCUCUGAUAAUGUUGGAGACUUGUGUUAAUGAGAUACGAGUUGCAAAUGUUAGGGACUCGCACUGUUUAUAAAAAACUGAAUAAUGAGAUAAUAAAAAACCUGUCGAGAGGAAAUAACACUGA